Messenger RNA from Mya arenaria, 1961 nucleotides. RefSeq names its product dynein axonemal assembly factor 3-like. Gene Ontology annotation, biological process: motile cilium assembly; axonemal dynein complex assembly. The record is from RefSeq and is a predicted model, not a curated record. The transcript has 16 exons. Bases 67 to 1566 code for a protein of 499 amino acids. Lineage: Eukaryota; Metazoa; Mollusca; Bivalvia; Myida; Myidae.
UUACAAAUGUCUGCUCCCGUCUCAACACGCAAAUAAUCUGACUUAUAUUUGUCGCGGUGUUAAAGGAUGACAGACGGUUUUGGUGCGAUAACUUGGUGGGGAUUUAGUCCCGCUCUCGAUUUCCAAGAAAUUUUAAAAGGGAGUUCAGGAGGAAAAACUUGUGAAAAUGAUCCUGUGCAUAUCCUGCUGGUCGGAGCCGGUGACUUGAGACAUGUCCUGCUCACCGUUGCCCGCAAAUACAGGCAUACACCAAGGAAACUCUGUUUUCACAUCCUGGAGGGAAGUUUGGAGCUGUAUGCAAGGGACAUGCUGUUUCUUACAAUUGCUCUUGAGCCUCAGACUCGCAUGGGCUUACAAGAAAAGACAGAGCUGUUCCUUGAAUUAUUUGGGAAUAUCUUAAUCAGAAAACAGUCUACUGAAUAUGUAGAAAAGAUGUCCACUGAACUUAUAAAAAUGGUGACUGACUUUAGUUACUUGGAGAAGAAGUUACCUGUUGUUGAUCUCAGUCAGUUAAAGUUUAAGGAGAGAGAUUUCUUGGAUGCCAUAUUCAAAUUUUGGAGAAAUCCAGCGAUCACAGGGGUAUUUGAAGUAUCAAAAUAUUGGGAUUUGCGAAUUCGUAAGUUGUUGGGUACGAGGUAUGACUCCCGGAUAAAUGUUUACGACUGGGACUACCAGAUGAGGCUGGUGCAGAGAGAGGCUGACAUAAUCCAUUCCCAUGAGUAUAAAUAUUGGAGGGAGAACGGCCAGGCUUUUGAAGUACGGGAAGCUGACUACGAAAUUCCAAACAAAACCAUGGCCUCUGGUUUAAUUCUCACACAUGAAGGAGAGAAACAUGCACGUCGCGGCUACUGGGGGGACAUUCUUGUCAGUCCGUACGUCACCCUCGGGAUACAGUGCGAAGAAACAGAGUUCUUCAAGAAAUCCAACAAGCAGUACAUGAAGACAGCAUGCAAUGUGGCAGAGUACAACGUCAUGUCCAUGUUACACGAGAUCGCUAACAGGACAAAGUAUGUCCAACCAAAACCUGCUGAAAAAGAAGAAACUGGCGAGAAGGAUGGACCCAAAAUUACAGAAAUUACAGAAGAGGAAGUUUCUGAAGAUGAUAAAACAGACUCCAAAACUGAUGCUGAGAAGUUAUCAGAGCAGGUAGAACGCGAGGUAGCCGAGGAAUUAAAAAAGGCCGAUCUCAGUGACAUCAGGCCACUGGAUCAGGAAUAUGAGCCCCUCCCACUGAACAACGUGAGUAUAUCAUUUCUGCCCAUGAACUCGCUACCAGACCUUGGUCGGAAGGCCAAGUACCGGGGCCGAUUUGACCUCGUCUACUUUUCCAACAGCAUGGUUCACCUGCUCACUCCUGACGUUGCUCCAGCAUUCGCUGACACUGCAACUGUCGUCAUUGAGUCGGCCAGGUACAUGCUGGAGCUGAAACUGGAGCAAGUGAAGAUGUUUGUGGAGAAAGUGAUUGGUCUUGGCAAGGAGGCAGGAUGUAAGAGUCCAGACAAGUGCAACCCGGAGACGGCCAACUAUGUCCAGAUGCAGUUUGUCAGAGACAGCAAGAAAGACUGACAUUAGUUCGGACAAUACAGGACUCAGCUUUUCAACUCUUCAGUAUGCUUGGAAGUUGAAAGGAUGUUAAACGUGCACUGCUAAAGCCUGCUCUGUCAAAUCACAGAAUUAACGAUGUGUGGGUUUGAAGAUGAAUAUGGAAUGACAUAAGCUGACAUCAAUGCAUGGAAUUAUUACUUGGUUUCAGCAGUUGUACUGUGCAUAAUAAGUUUCAAGGGCUUAUUCUAACAAAGCCUUUACUUCAUAUUAAAUUAUGAGUUAUGCCUGUCUCAGACAGAUCAAUAAGUAUGGUGGUCUGAAUUAUCAUUGGUACUGCUCGUUUUUAACUUUUUGAUUCUGUGAGUUGAUCGAUAUAUUUAUUACUUACGAAAUAAAUGUAAAAGCACUAAACAUGA